Messenger RNA from Papaver somniferum (opium poppy), 1184 nucleotides. RefSeq names its product wall-associated receptor kinase 2-like. NCBI's taxonomy places the organism in Eukaryota, Viridiplantae, Streptophyta, Magnoliopsida, Ranunculales, Papaveraceae. The record is from RefSeq and is a predicted model, not a curated record. Bases 1 to 1089 code for a protein of 362 amino acids. The transcript is spliced from 4 exons. Gene Ontology annotation, molecular function: calcium ion binding.
AUGGUGUUCUGUUCUACUAUAACACUAUCAGAAACUGGAGUAGCAGCAACAAGAGAAGUACGAGCAAUAUCUACAGCUACAAGAUGGGUAAGUGUUAACGGUACCGGUAUUAGUAGUAAUAAGAUAGUUUUACCAGGUUGCAAAGAUAGAUGUGGGAAUAUAAUUGCUAGUAUCAGUUCGUAUGGUGCUUUUUAUGAAGUUUCAGUAGUCACGUUAGACUAUGUUCGUAUUAAUAGACCGGUCAUCGCCUUGUGUGACUAUGACCGUGUUAACUAUACGACGCGCUUAGAAGAGCUGGUUUAUCUUUGGACUGAGUUGUUAGACUUCAGUGAAAGUGGAACAUCUUUCACCAUCUCCAACACUCUCAAUAAGUUAAUAAUUUUAGGUUGCAACAUUUACGGCUCCAUUUCACCGGCGGAUGAUUCAUCAAGAAAUGGUAAUCAAAAAAUAGAUGUCACAAGCAGUGGGUGUGCAUCUCACUGCACCAACGGAUACAUAGGUAUCCCAUCUCCCUGUGUUGGCAAUGGUUGUUGCAAGGCAACAAUCCCAAAUCCCAAUGGACUAGCAGGAUUCAAAAUACAAGUUGAGAGAAUAGUUGGUCGUCAAACGGACUCUGUUGUUCCAUACACAGAACCUUGUCUCCGUGUCUUUGUGGCCGACCAAGAUUUUACUGGGGAUGAUGAUUUGAUUCUGUCUAGGAAUUACUCACCAUUUGCAUCUGUGAUUAUGGAAUGGGUAAUAAAUGACUUCGACACAUGCAACAAGACUGAUAGUAGAUAUGCUUGCGGCAUAAAUACUGAUUGCCUUGAAUCUCAUAUUGGUCGUGGUUAUCGCUGCAAAUGUUCAAAAGGCUACCGAGGAAAUCCUUAUCUUCAACAUGGCUGUCAAGAUGUUGAUGAAUGCAAAGAAGAAUCACACAAAUGCGGAAGUGGAUUUCUUUGCACCAAUACACCUGGGAGUUAUAACUGUGAUUGCGCACCUGGUGAGAAAUUGGGGAUCAGCAGUUUGGGGUAUCAUUGUAUGCCUGACAAACGAAAACUUCAAGUUGCUGCACUUGUGGCAUCAGGUGUUGUAGUAUCUGUUUGUUAAGGCAUACAAUACGUGUGUGUUGCCUAACACAUGUAUAUCUUGUUAAGGAAGUCUUUUGUAUUUUUAGGAAACUAUUCUAGGUUUGAAAGUCUUUU